Gopherus evgoodei (Goodes thornscrub tortoise) is the source of this 6633-nucleotide messenger RNA. It is a transcript of the gene TBC1D13, whose product is annotated as TBC1 domain family member 13. Gene Ontology annotation, biological process: activation of GTPase activity; intracellular protein transport. NCBI's taxonomy places the organism in Eukaryota, Metazoa, Chordata, Testudines, Testudinidae. The transcript has 12 exons. The record is from RefSeq and is a predicted model, not a curated record. Gene Ontology annotation, molecular function: GTPase activator activity. Bases 86 to 1369 code for a protein of 427 amino acids.
CCGCCGCCUGGGGCCGGGUUUCCAGCCGGACUGUUUAUUCGGGGCGCGCCGGCCGCCUUGGGGCUGGGGGGACCGGGAAGUCACCAUGUCGAGUCUGCACAAGAGCAGGAUUGCAGAAUUUCAGGAUGUCCUUGGGGAUCCCAAGAUUGUCCUGCAGAAGCUCCGUGAACUCUGCUUUAGUGGGAUUCCUUUUGAUGGUGGGCUGCGCUGCCUCUGCUGGAAGAUCCUCUUGAACUACCUCCCUGUGGAGAAAGCCUUAUGGAGCACCUUGCUGAAGAAGCAGAGGGAGCUGUAUUCCCAAUUCCUGAAGGAAAUGAUUAUUCAGCCUGGGAUAGCCAAAGCCAAUCUUGGUGUCUCCAGGGAGGAUGUGACCUUAGAGGACCAUCCACUCAAUCCGAACCCAGACAGCCGGUGGAACACUUACUUCAAGGACAACGAAGUGCUGCUGCAGAUAGACAAGGAUGUCAGGAGGCUGUACCCUGAUAUGGCAUUCUUCCAGCGCCCAACCGACUACCCCUGCUUGCUAAUCCUGGACCCCCAGAAUGAGUUUGAGACUCUCCGCAAGCGGGUGGAACAGACAACACUCAAGUCACAGACAGUGGCUCGAAACCGGAGUGGAGUCACAAAUGUGAGUUCCCCUCUUAAAACAUCUGCUCCGAAUUCAUUGAGUGAGUAUGAAGUUCUGCCUAAUGGCUGCGAAGCUCACUGGGAAGUGGUAGAACGAAUCCUGUUCAUCUACGCCAAGCUGAAUCCUGGGAUCGCAUAUGUCCAGGGGAUGAAUGAAAUAGUGGGGCCUCUUUAUUAUACCUUUGCUACAGAUCCCAACGGUGACUGGAAAGAACAUGCAGAAGCAGAUACAUUUUUCUGCUUCACCAACCUAAUGGCCGAGAUCCGGGAUAACUUCAUUAAGAGCCUGGAUGAUUCUCAGUGUGGCAUCACCUACAAGAUGGAGAAGGUUUACUCCACCCUGAAGGAGAAGGAUGUGGAGCUGUACUUGAAACUGCAAGAGCAGAACAUCAAGCCCCAGUUCUUUGCCUUCCGUUGGCUGACACUGCUGCUGUCCCAAGAGUUCCUGUUGCCAGACGUUAUCCGUAUCUGGGACUCUCUCUUUGCCGAUGACAACCGCUUUGAUUUUCUACUGCUUGUCUGUUGCGCCAUGUUGACACUAAUCCGAGAUCAAUUACUGGAAGGGGACUUCACUCUGAACAUGAGGCUGCUACAGCAUUAUGGAAGCAUGUGCUCAUGCACAAGAACUUCUGCGUUUGGGGAAGGGACAUGCUGGGACCAGUGGGAUUUCGGUGAGUAUAGCGAGCACGUCUCCAUGAAAAUACAACAUGUCGCUUUGAUGUCAUGCAUCCUGCUGGUUUGAGUAGCUGCUGGAUUUUGUUCCUUUGUCUGCAUCUUACCAUCUCUUUUAUGAGUGCACAAAAAAAGGUCCAUUUUCCUUCUGGUGAGUGGCAGGUGAGGAUACAAACCAGCAGAGUCUCUUCCAUGGGAAAGAGACUUUAAAAAGCUGGCAUGGGAGAAUACUAUUGCCAUUGGCUGUUUUGUGCAGUGUGAUUAUUUGCUGUCCGGUAGAGUCUGCCCCAGGAUUGCCUUAUCAAGGAAUUGUCUCCUUGGUGCUGACUUUACUUGGAAGUUGGAACUAGAUAUGUUUUUUUAAUCAGUGUAGUUCAAAUAAGUCAAAGCAGCCUUAUGUUACUCACAGCCUUAGAGCAGGGUCCCUGCUGCUGCUAAGACUGCACGUCUUGAGCUAUGUUCAGUGCUGCUGCUAUGGCCCAUGCUUUACCCUCAUUCAAAGGCAGGAUAUCUAACUUCAAGCAGGCUCAUGAAGUACAAAGGGAGAGGCCUCCAGUCCUGUUCUGCAAUCAUGGGUGUCUUCGGAGGAGACUCAUUAAUCAGGAUAAUGAUGGUUUCGCCCUUACACUGAGUUUUUGUAUAAUAUUACCCAGAACACUCCAAGCCUUCUGUCCAAACCUGGAUAAGCUCUAGUCAUGUAAUCUUCAUGUUAUCCUGUGUACCCUUUGCUGGGAAGUGACUCAAACUCACAGAUCAGUUUAACAUCAAGCCAAUCUCUGGAUGUGAUCUACUGGAGCAAUUCAGUGAGAAUACCUGGUCCCUUGCAAGAGUCCCGUUCCCUAUGGGCAGUUCCUAAAGAAGGGGGAGCCAUUUGCUGUGGGGAUGGUAAUACAGAAGGGGAUAUUUAUUAAUGUACUCCAUUCAGAUACAAAGGAUCUGGCCAGGUCUGCAUAGAUUGAGAUUAGUAUAGGGUAACCUGUAGCCUGCAAGUGGCGCUGGAAUGAUCGGAACUCCUGACCCACAGUUUGAGUCAGGGUGAUGGCUAUGGAAGAAAUUUCAGUAGCUGAAUAUUCCAGCUGCUGCACGAGCUCCCAAGCACAUGAUAACUUGAAGUGCUUUACUCUCCCCGUUAGUGAAGUGCUGGAUUGCCUCUGCAUAACUGUCAAUGUGGGGACUGUUCUGUACAAUCUUAAGGGUUUUGCAUUACAUCUCUUUUAUCAGAGUUCAAUUUUUAUGCUUUCUCAGAGGUCUGCUCACCCUGCUGAUGAGACCUGGUAGCAAACUAGCCAUAGUCUGUUGGGGCUGUUAGCGACUCUGAUAGUGCCUGACAUUUUUACUCUCGUGCUCCUGUGCUGCUUCAGAGUAGCAGUUUCUGUGAACCAGAGUAAAUGCACCAGUAAUAAGGAUGCAGCAGAGUCUGUCUGCUUGGAGGUGGAAUUUUAAACAAAGUGGUUGAUGGCCUCCCUUUUUACUGAAAUCCUUCCUAUGAGGUAGACCCUUUCCCUUUAGAAAUGGGGCGGUUGAGAGAACACCAUAGCUCUCAGUUUACAGGCAACUAUGGCUGCUCCUCACGUCUUUUAAUCACUGUCUCUCUGUUGGGCAGCAGCUGUCCCAAGAGAACAUGUGAUCCAUCUGCUGAGCUCCCUUGUGCUAGGGAGGCCAGUACUAACUAGCCUUUUGUAAUUGUAAAGGCUAUUGCUGCACACAGGCAUCAAACUGGAUGAUCAGGCCCUUUGGCGAAACUCCCUCUGGAAUCAUUGAGGCUUGCCUGAACAAGGACUGUAGGAUUGAACCCUAAAAGUGGAAAACUCAUCCAAAAUGCUCUGGCUUCAGAACUGCACAAGAUGUCCUCCAUUAAAAGUCCGCCUCCUCUCCCCAAUCAUUUAUUAAUCUCAAGCUUACACAUGGUCUUUUGAAAUGUUUCAUAGUACCUGGGCUGUGUGGCUCACACUUGCCUUAAAAGGAAUCCACCCCAUCCUCCACUCUCUCUCUCAUGGGCAUGUCAAUAUGGUGAUAGUCAUGGAAUGUAACUUGUUUCUUUUAGUAGUAGGUGAAUAAUGGUGGUAGUCAGAAGAGCAAAAUCUUUAAUACGCUCUGAAAUGCUAUGUAGGUUUCUUUACAAUACAUUCAUUUGCGAUAUCAUAAAUUAGGUCUAAAAGUUAAACUUGUGGGUAGAUUGUUUUUCAGUGUAGAACUAAUGUGUUAAAUAGAAACCCUUUACAACUGUAGGGGAAGUGAGAAUUAAUAAUAUUAAGUUUCUUUGGAUUUAAAUAUUCCCCUGCUGUGUCUGCAGCUCAAAUGUUCCAGCACUUUGUUGGUGUAGGAGAACUUGAAAGUGACUUUGACUAUCCUCUCUGCUUAUUCAUUCUGAAGGAAGUGAAGAAAGCAGGUGAAUGGCAUGAGCGGGUGAAGAGUUGAUCUGUUAAAAAUUUCAGAUAGUUGUCAAGGAAAUGUCUUUUAAACCUGACCACGUCCUUUUUAAAAAUGGGAACUAAAAAAAAUCAAAUGGUAGCCUGGUUUAGGGCUGAAGUCAACUUCUGCUGAAAUCAGUCGAGUCCCUGUUGAUUCUGUUGGGAGCUGGAUCAGAUGUUUAAGGAACAGCACCACAGACGUGAGUGAAGAGGCCUGGAACUGAUUCAGUUGUGUAGCCUUCUGCAUUCCUGUAUGAAAUACUUGAUUUUGGGUCUUGCUGCUGUCUUCAGUCUCCCAGCUGGCUGGGACGCAUUGCUUAAGACCGUGUUUUAGAGUCACCAUACAAAUCCUGUCCAUUCAUCUUAAGGAGUGACGAGUGGUUCUAAAUGGAAAUCUCUGGAUUGGGAGGGGGUGGCUGUAAUUGAUGAUGAGAACGGAGAGCUUCACCUUUCAGUAAAGGGUUACAAAUGGCACCCCAGCAGAAAACAAAUGGCAGAGAUGCACCUUAGAUGUCUCCCUCAGAAGAAGUUUGUGGCUGUCAGGUCAGACUCCUUAGUUUUUGCUGCUCAUUUUGAUUGAAUUCCAUUUUUUGGGGUCUCCUCCUGUUUGAACAUCGUAGGGCUAGAAGGUUUUAUUUAUGAUGGCUUAGUGAGUUGGAGCUGACCAUCUGUAAAUGAAGGAGAGGUUCUCUAGUUGACCAUGAAACAAAAGGUGUGACAGCAUAGAAGAUGUGGGGAGGAGAACGAGGGGAGCUCCCAUAGUAGUUCCCAAAGUCAAGACUAGAGAACUUGUAACACUGAUACAAUUUGUGAGGCUGUUUGUUUACUACUUGAAAAGGCGUCUCUUCAUUAGUAAUCUGGAUCCCUUAUUCUUUAAAACUGUGGGCGGUGAAGGGUUUGCUGUGUUGAUAUUUGAAGGAAAGGAAGCUGUUGAAAGGACUUAUUAUUUUUUUCCAUUGAUACUCUGAGGUUAUAAAAACAGCUGACUCGUAGUUUAGGCUUAUUGUCCGCUUUAUGGCGCAAACACUAUUAGUUGGGAGGAAAAAAUUUAACUGGGAACCUACUGUCAGCCCUUCUGAUUAGUUACCCUAACUCAUUCCUCAAAUAAUUUUUAAAGCUGGACAGUAUUAACUAGCCCGUUGUCUGGUAUCUUUAUGCAUAUAGUGGCUGCCACAGACCUAUGAGAUAUGAAAAAUCUGAAGUGGGAUUCAUGUCUCCAGAACCUUCUCUGUGACAGGAGCAGCUGUAAGAAUUUUAAUGCAUAGUUGCUCUUUCUUGAAGUGCUGGGGUGUGUGUGGGAGAGCCAGAUACACAGGUGGAGAUUUAAAUACCUUAAUCAUUGAAUUCAUUAGCUGCUCACUGUAUGCAAAUAACUCAUCAAGAGCAGGAUCAUUACCACUUUGGUUGAAGCUUUCCUCCAUCAGGAGGAAAGGCAGGAAACUAAGCUGGAUGGUUCAAGAGAUGGGGAUUGGUCAUAAGGGCGAAGGCCAGCACCCUGUGCCCUCGCACCCUCCCCCUGGAAUCUUGUAGCCUUGGCAACUGGGAGGAAAUGGGAUAGCAAAGAGUAUAAUCCUGAGGUUGGUGGUCAUCUUUGUCAGGGAAAGGUGGAACUGUUUUUUCAAAGCAAGUGUUGGCUAGAUUAACUUGUGGCUGGACUUUUGAGGGCCAAACUUGAAUUAUUUACAGCUCAGCAAUGGGUGGAGUGAAAGUCAGAAGCUGCUAUAGGUAGCACAGUGGUAUUCAGGAAUACAAGGGCUGUUGCUCCUUUUAACUGAGCAUUUGGUGACUUUUUGUAUGUUUUAGCCAUUUAGAACUUUUUUUUUAAAAUGCCCUUUUGCAAAAGGGCAAAUCCGGUGAUUUAUACAAAUUCAAUUUUUUCCUUUGGCUGUUUAAAAAAACAAAACAAAACCCUCUCCAAAAAGGGUAUGGAGAACACAUCUGUAUGUCAUGCUUUUUCCAGUGUUCAAAGUGCUUUUGUUAAACACUAUUGAUUUUGGUGAAGUUCCCUUCAGCUAAACAGAGGGUUUUGCAUCUGUUAUCCACUGUCCAUAACAAUGAGACUCCCCCUAGCCACAGACUGUGCUCAGAGUUAAAGCUGCUUCCUGUGAUAUUACAGUAUUUCUAAAUGCCUUCUGUAGUAACCAUGAGGGAUGAAACAACAUGUGCUAGUUGGCUGUCAGUAGAACUAAUCUCAGUCCACUGUAGUCUAGGAGUCUGUCAGUAGCACAGGGUUCUGUAUGUAUAAGCCAAAUCUACCCACCACCACUGCCUUAUUCUUUUUCUUAGCAAGAUUAUCCUAUUUGGCUUGUUGCUCUGAGCCUUCCUCUAUUUCUGCAGUACGAUGGUAUAUAGUGGGAUAGGGAGUGGUGGUACACGGUGUGUUAAAGGAGGUGGUCCAAACUUGAAUUCACAAGGUCCAGAGUGUAUCCUCUGAUUUAUCUACAGGGAACAUGCUUAGCCGGGAACAAGCAUUUGUAGAGAAAGCUGUUGCUUGGCAAUAUUUUGGAGGCUGCACAAAUGUUCCUAACAGGAAGGCCUGCUUGGACCAUAUUAACAGCUGAGGGUCACUGACUUUGCAGUACAGAUCUAAGCAUCACUGUACAAGCCUGGACAGGUAGAAGCAAAAGCUGUUUUUCUGUUCCCCACCCCCUAAGCCAGUUGCCACAAAUCCGGUGGAAGGAACAUGCUGGUACCUCUAACUGAGGAAGGGAACAAAAGAUCCCUGGUAUACAAUGUCAUAUUAAAGGCUAGGAGCUGGAUUCUUUACAACACAAAACUGGUCUGCUGUUCAUUACCUUUUGCUUUUUAUUUCUAUAACUUCUCCCAUGAACUACAAUUAUCCAUCUGUAAUGUCUGUAAUUCUUUUUUUUCAUGAAUGUUCUGUUGAUUUGUCAUAAUAAAUAUUUUUCUUUGCAAAUACUGA